Salvia miltiorrhiza (redroot sage) is the source of this 968-nucleotide messenger RNA. RefSeq names its product stigma-specific STIG1-like protein 2. The record is from RefSeq and is a predicted model, not a curated record. NCBI's taxonomy places the organism in Eukaryota, Viridiplantae, Streptophyta, Magnoliopsida, Lamiales, Lamiaceae. The coding region runs from base 126 to 563 and encodes 145 amino acids. The transcript has a single exon.
CCUCAAUUUUCUCUCACUUUUCCCAAUUCAUCUCAAAAUCAAAAAAAGAGAUUACAAACUCAAGAAGAGUUACAAACAAUACCUAAAAUUUCCUCCUUUGAUCCUCCACCACCUUCAAAAAAAAAAUGAAGGUGAUCAAAGUCAUAUUUUCCCUCAUUGCCUUCGUCGUGGCCGUAACCCUAAUCCUCACGGCAAAUGACACCGGCCCCACGCCUUCCCCUCCACCACCCUCUCCUCUCUCCAAACCGGCCGCCACAACUCGUGUCAGCCGGUUCCUCCAGGAGAAGGGGAAAAACCCUAGGGCCGCCGACCACUGCCACAAGGACAACGACGUGUGCAACAACACGUUGGAAGACGGGCGGAACGCCACGUGUUGCAACAACAAGUGCCUUGACUUGCAGUACGACGACAAAAACUGCGGCGCGUGUAAGAAGAAGUGCGCCUUCACGGAGACGUGCUGCCGGGGGGAGUGCGUGAUGCUCGCCUACGACAAGCGUCAUUGUGGCACGUGCAACAAGAAGUGUGCUAAAUUCUGCCUGUACGGCAUGUGCUCCUACGCUUAGGUCAAAGCGUGGGAGGAAUUCGAACUUGGGAAAAUGAAAAAAAUUCAAGGGUUGGUAUACUUUUAUUUUUAUUUUGAUUUUUGAUUUUUAAAGAACUAAUAAUUAAUAAAUGAAAACCGCGUUCCAAUUGGUGGUUUUUGAUUUAUAUAGGGGUGUUUAGUAUUGUUGUGUCACGUAUUAUUCCUCGUGGGGUUUAAAUAUAAACAAUAAGUGUAUACAUUCAUAAAUAAACGUGUAUUUAUUAUUGAGAGAAAGAAAAGAUCAAGAAAGUGAUCAUAUAUAUAUAAGAGUGUGUAUCAAAAAAAUUUGUGGAUAGUUUUGAUUCAAUUUUUGCCCGGUGUUAAUUAGUGGAUUUGUAGAGCUACAUAUAUUAUUGUUUCAAUGCAAAUAUUAUUGAGUGAUCAA